Molecule: messenger RNA, 3458 nt
Organism: Lolium rigidum
Lineage: Eukaryota; Viridiplantae; Streptophyta; Magnoliopsida; Poales; Poaceae
Exons: 1
Coding region: 272-3073 (933 amino acids)
Source: RefSeq, a predicted model, not a curated record
CCUCUUCCACUCCUCCUCUCCCCCCCGCUCCGCUGGAAGAAAAACCAUUCCUUGAUCCAGAUUCCGCUCCGGCGCGCGCCCCCAGCCCGCUCGCUCGGCCCCGCCGAUCCGCGCAAACCCUAGGAGGAGUUCCGCCCCGCCGCGGCGAAUUCGAUCGCGAGGUCGGUUACUUUGAUCCCAAGAAUUCGCGCGGCAGGCUGGGCGGCGGAGCCGAAUCGGAUGGCGUAGGGGCGGGGGAGGAGAAAAGGCGUCUUCUUCCUCGCGUCCGGCCAUGCAUCUGUCGAUAUGGAAGCCGCUCUCCCACUGCGCGUCGCUGCUCAUGGACAAGAAGCACCGCCCGCCGCGGUCGCCGGCGUCGGGGGCGGGGGCGGGCUCCGGCGGCGGGCGGCGCCUGCAGGAGAGCAAGCUGCGGGAGGCGCUGGAGGAGGCGUCGGAGGACGGGUGCCUCACCAAGUCCCGCGACGCCGCGCUCCUCGACGCCGCCGGGGAGGACGAGGCCGGGGGCGCCGUGGGCCGGUCCCGGUCGCUGGCGCGCCUCAACGCGCAGCGCGAGUUCCUGCGCGCCACGGCGGUGGCCGCCGAGCGCGCCUUCCUGUCGCCCGACGCGCUCCCGGCGCUCGCCGACGCGCUCGCCACGUUCCUCUCCAUGUACCCCAAGUACGCCUCCUCCGAGGACGUGGACCGCCUCCGCGCCGGCGAGUACCCGCACCUCGACAAGGUGUGCCUCGACUACUGCGGCUUCGGGCUCUUCUCCUACCUCCAGAGCUGCAACGCCGCCGACUCCUCCGUCUCCUUCACGCUCUCCGAGAUCACCGCCAACCUCAGCAACCACGCGCUCUACGGCGGCGCCGAGAAGGGCACCGCCGAGCACGACAUCAAGAACCGCAUCAUGGACUACCUCAACAUCCCCGAGUCCGAGUACUGCCUCGUCUUCACCGUCAGCCGCGGCUCCGCCUUCCGCCUGCUCGCCGAGUGCUACCCCUUCGCCACCAACAAGCGCCUGCUCACCAUGUUCGACCACGAGUCCCAGUCCGUGAAUUGGAUGGCUCAGUCCGCCCGGGACAAGGGCGCCAAGGCCUACUCUGCCUGGUUCAAGUGGCCCACCCUCAAGAUCUGCUCCACCGAGCUCCGGAAACAGAUUGCCACCAAGAAGCGGCGACGGAAGAAGGACUCUGCUACUGGGCUCUUCGUGUUCCCGGUGCAGUCCAGGGUCACCGGAGCCAAGUACUCGUACCAGUGGAUGGCAUUGGCGCAGCAGAAUAACUGGCAUGUUCUGCUGGAUGCCGGAGCAUUGGGGCCAAAGGACAUGGACUCGCUGGGGCUGUCGUUGUUUCGGCCAGACUUCAUCAUCACAUCGUUCUACAGGGUGUUCGGAGCUGAUCCGACAGGCUUUGGCUGCUUGCUGAUCAAGAAGUCGGUCAUGUCGUGCUUGCAGAGCCCCAAUGGUGGGACGGGGGCGGGGAUGGUGCGGAUUCUGCCGGUCUUCCCGCAGUAUCUGAGCGAUUCGGUCGAUGGGUUUGAUGGUGUCCUGGAUGGACUUGAGGAUGAUACCAUCAUUCCAGUUGAAGAGGAGUCAGCGACAAGCAAUAGUAACCAUGCAUCUCAAUUACCGGCGUUUUCAGGCGCAUAUUCCUCAGCUCAGGUGAGGGAGGUGAUUGAGAGCGAAAUGGACCAGGAUAGCUCAGAUAAGGAUGGCGCCAGCACGAUUUAUGAGGAGAAUGAGAGCGUCUCUGUUGGCGAGGUGAUGAAGAGCCCUGUAUUCAGCGAGGAUGAGUUGUCAGAGAGCUCCUUCUGGGUUGAUUUGGGCCAUAGCCCACUCGGUUCAGACCAUUCAGAACAGUCGGGCAAGGGGAAGCUGGGAUCUCCAUUGCCAGCUUCCUGGUUUUCUGGUUCGAAAAAUGCACGCAAGACAUCGCCAAAGGUAUCAUCAAAACUGGCAAGGAGCCCUAUUCAUGAUAACCAUGUGUCCUUCGAUGCAGCUGUGAGGUCAGUAUCACAUGAGCAAGAUCAUGUGAAGGAAAUUCCAGAGGAAGAUUGCUCAUAUAAUGGCAAGGUCAGUGAGAUUGAAGAAUAUCAAGAUGGUCAUGAAAACAAGAGGUACGUAAAGUUCUCCUGCGCCAAUGGCGCCACAGAAGGCAGUUCGGCGUCUGUUUUCGGGGGUUAUGCUGCAAAUGGGAAUGGCUCCACUUCAGAGAUUUGCUCGGAAAACCAGGUUGAAGCUAAAGACAGUGCCAUCAGAAGGGAAACAGAGGGAGACUUCCGUUUAUUGGGAAGGAGGGAGGUACCCAAUAGCAGAUUCAAUGGUGGUAGGCUCUUUGGAGCGGAAGAAGCAGAACGAGUGUCAAGUAUGGGGCGCAAGGUAUCAUUCACCAUGGAGGAUAGCAGGCUCUCCCGUAAUGCGGAUGCUGGGGAGACAUCUGGAUAUGCAGUGGCAGAAGAAGAUGAUGAUGAUGAUGAUGCAUACAGCGACUAUGAUGAGAUUCAGGAUGGUAGGCGAGAACCUGAAAUUAUCUGUAGGCAUCUUGAUCAUGUGAACAUGCUAGGUCUUAGUAAGACAACACUAAGGUUGCGUUACCUGAUCAAUUGGUUGGUGACCUCACUGCUGCAGCUUCGAUUGCCUGAUUCAGGAGAUGGUGAUGGGGUAUCCCUUGUUUAUAUCUAUGGCCCAAAAAUCAAAUAUGAACGAGGAGCAGCAGUUGCAUUCAAUAUAAAGGACUGCAACACUGGAACUUCACUGAUCAAUCCUGAAACUGUACAGAAAAUGGCAGAGAAAGAAGGCCUCUCUCUGGGUGUCGGUUUUCUCAGUCAUAUACGCCUCAUGGAUAACCAGAAACAUGGGGUGGCCGAUGUAGGUCUCAGCUCUUCCCUUUGUCGGCCUACGUCAAAUAGCCGGCAGGAGAAGAAAAAUAGCAAGAAUGCUAUAGUGGGGAUUGAAGUUGUUACUGCUUCUCUUGGGUUCCUUACAAACUUCGAUGAUGUCUACAGGUUGUGGGCAUUUGUUGCGAAAUUUCUGGACUCAUCAUUUCUUGAGCAGGAGAGGCUAUCGUCGAUUCCGGAGGAUGCAGAAAGAUAGUGUUUAGAGUUAUUUCAGUUGUGGCUUUUGCAGCACUUAGAGAAUUCAGUUGUGGCUAUUGCAGCUACUUUAUAAAUACAGAAGGAAGGUGGUGGCGACUGUGUAAUUGUGAAGAGGGUGGAAGAUGAGAUGUCAAGGCGCUUUUUGCCUAUAGCUUUUGUAUCCCCAAAAAUGUCUCCACUUGGCAUGAAUGGUUAAUACAUGGUGGUGCGGCUGGUAUAUUUCUUCAUUCUUCUUUUUCUCCCCUUUCUAGGUUUGCAACUUUUUUGCAUGUAGAUUCUGCUGGAUAUUCAUAUGUACCACCUAAUUAUUUGAUGAGGCAUCAUUUCCAUGUACUUGUUUGUAAAGUGGUGGCUCCAUUGGCCAUGAAGUACGCUUGCUUGUA